GCCAGUCUAAUUAUUUCUCUCGACCUUGCCCGCGCUAGGAUGCCCUGCCUCCGCCCAAUCCCCCUCCGCCCAUCCCCAAACCCUAGCGCCAAUUCACCCUCCCUCCAUUCCAGACCACCAAUGCUUUCCGCCGCCUUCAGAACUUCCCUCUUCGCCCGACCCACGCCCAGGGGCCGCCUCGACAACCGCACUCCCAUUUCUUGUCUUCCUCUCAGAAUUUACCCUCCCCCGAUUCGAUCCUGCAACGGGCGCAGGAGCUUUCUUGCCUCCAUUUCCAGGAGCCUCUGCUGUUCCACUGGCAGUAGAGUCGCCCGUUCGCCAGUUGGCAGUGGUCUUGAUUCCGAUACGAGAGCGAUGCCUUCCUCGGACCAGAGAGUUCCAGUUCUUGAGCUGGUUCGAUCGCGGGGUUUCCGUUCUCUGCUUGCGAUGAUUGCCUGCGGGUUACUCGCGGCAAACUGUGGCAGAGUUCUUGCUGCAGAGGGAGUUGCGGAGUCUGGCAUUCUGGCGUUUGGUUCCAAAAAAGCAGUUUUUAGUGGGUCGUGGCCUAAGUUGUUACAGGUUCUUGGCGUGCUUCGGGAGCAAGGUUUGUUUUUGGCUGCGCUGCUAGGGAUUUCUGCCUUCUUUUCUAUGGCGGAAACUUCCAUCACGACUCUGUGGCCUUGGAAGGUUCGUGAAUUAGCUGAAAAGGAUCCUGAAAAUGGUGUGUUCAGAAUGCUUCAGAGUGAUGUUACUCGGUUUCUGACAACCAUUCUCAUUGGCACAACUGUGGUCAAUAUUGGUGCCACAGCACUUGUUACGGAUGCAGCAACUGCAAUUUUUGGAGAAGCUGGAAUUAGUGCAGCAACUGGAGUCAUGACUGUUGCUAUUUUGUUGCUAACAGAAAUUACACCAAAAAGCAUUGCUGUUCAUAAUGCCGCGGAAGUAGCUAGGUUUGUUGUCAGACCAGUAGCAUGGCUUUCAGUAGUGCUAUAUCCUGUUGGGCGGAUCACCACUUUUCUUUCGAUGGGUAUGCUUAAAAUGCUAGGUCUAAAAGGUAGAAGUGAACCUUAUGUGACCGAAGAUGAACUGAAGUUGAUGUUAAGAGGAGCAGAACUAAGCGGCGCAAUAGAAGAGGAAGAACAGGAUAUGAUUGAAAAUGUUCUAGAGAUAAAAGAUACGCAUGUCAAGGAGGUAAUGACUCCUCUGGUUGAUGUAAUUGCCAUAGAUGCAAGUGCAAAGCUAGCUGAUUUCAAAAAUCUAUGGGAAACAUAUCAAUAUUCAAGAGUACCUGUUUUCCAAGAUCGGAUUGAUAACAUAGUGGGCAUUGCAUAUGCAAUGGACAUGCUGGAAUAUGUGGAAAAGGCUGACCAUCUAAAAGACUCGACUGUAAGGGAGAUUGCUCACAUGCCGACAUACUUCAUUCCUGAUUCGAUGUCUGUGUGGAACUUGUUGAGAGAGUUACGCAUUAGGAAAGUCCACAUGGCUGUUGUUUUGAAUGAAUAUGGGGGAACUGUUGGUAUAGUAACUCUAGAAGAUGUUGUUGAAGAAAUUGUAGGAGAAAUCUUUGAUGAGAAUGAUUCCAAGGGUCAUCAGUAUGAGACGGUAUCUGGUUUCAUCUGUGAAGUGUUUGGUUAUAUACCAGAAGAGGGUGGAAAGAUUGCCAUGGUUCUUGAGAAAGCAAUCGCAGAAGAAAACAGUGGUUACAAAAAUGCAGAAUCAGAUGGUUCAUCAGAGAAUGAGAAACACCAAAAAUAUGAAAUAGAGAUAGUGGAAGCUAAUGCUAGGAAAGUUGGCAAAGUCCGUUUCAAAGCAGUAAGUAGUAAAAGUUCAGACUUGGAGACAAAGGGUAUAAAUCGUCUAGUUUCUAAAAAGGUUGUUAAGCGGAAGAAGCAAAUUGAUCAACUUGAGAAGAUGAAAGAAGACAGCCCUCUCCAGUUCACAACCUCAUGAAAUGUUGAAAAUUUCUCUGUUAUCGUAGUAAUGGCAGUAACAACUGCUAAUAUUGUUUGUCUUGUUAGAGAAAUAAAAACCAAUGGUAACAUGGUAACACACUUGGUGGGAGAUAAGAGAGAAUCGAAGGAAGAAAAUAUGAAUGAUUAGGCGGAAUGUAAUCUUUUUGUUAUAAUGGCAUGAGAUUAUGUUUCCCAGCAGAUGGAUGUUGGCAGUUUGUUUUAUAUAUAUUUUUUUUCCUUGUGUUUUUCUGCUCGGAACGAACAUUCUCUUAAAUCAUGUAACGGAACAAGAAGGAGAAUCUGAUGGAUAGAUUUGGAGAUGAGAUUGUUAA
Messenger RNA from Zingiber officinale, 2263 nucleotides. Its product is annotated as DUF21 domain-containing protein At1g55930, chloroplastic-like. The record is from RefSeq and is a predicted model, not a curated record. Bases 40 to 1929 code for a protein of 629 amino acids. Gene Ontology annotation, molecular function: flavin adenine dinucleotide binding. The transcript is spliced from 13 exons. Lineage: Eukaryota; Viridiplantae; Streptophyta; Magnoliopsida; Zingiberales; Zingiberaceae.